Molecule: messenger RNA, 1458 nt
Organism: Serendipita indica DSM 11827
Lineage: Eukaryota; Fungi; Basidiomycota; Agaricomycetes; Sebacinales; Serendipitaceae
Source: the annotation of a GenBank genome assembly
AUGAUCUCUGAAAACUCUGUUGAACUACUUGUCGAGGCGUUUCGAGACGUACAGACUUCGCGAUACUUGGCCGUGAUCGCAUUUACGGCGUAUACAUAUGACUGGCUUACUCUUCUCGGAGACGAGGUUGAUCUCGUUGGCAAGUCGAGACUAUCGUUGGGCAAAACUCUUUACAUCUUUACACGGUUCAUGACAAUGCUUGGACUCACCGCCGCGUUGAUCCACUUGACCCCAGAGCUGCGUGGAUCGACAGCACUAUCCAAAAACGCAUAUUUCUACUGUAUCAUAUUUGCCUAUAUCCUACCUGUCGUCGAGGUCACCUCAUUUCUCGCCAGCUACUGGCUCCUAAUGCUGCGUCUUGUUGCUCUCUACAAGUCACGGCCUUACUUUGUGUACUUCCUCUACGCCUCCCUCAUUGCUUGCUGGGUAGUAACCUACGCCUUCCUGGUUAUGGCUUCGGCCUUCUUUUCCCACUCUAUCGAGUAUUCUGAUAUGUUUGGCCUUUGCGCCAUCACUCAGCGAGCACCUACUCUUGCCGGCGUCUUUGUUGCUCCUCUCUUCUAUGACAUCCUACUUAUCACCCUUACAUUCUACCACGCAUUAAAGGUUCAUCGGGGGUACCACGACCCAGCGACCUGGCCACUUAUCCGAGUCCUCUACCGAGAUGGAGUAAUAUUUUCCGUAAUCAUGGCUGGCAUACGCAUCUGGAACAUUAUAAUCUAUGCAAUCCAGCCUGUCAGCCGAACCUAUCUAGGUCCAUACGUCAUGUGGGCGGCGAUAACCAUGCUGUCAUGUCGGAUAUAUCUCAACGUCGUCCAAAUUGCUCAAUACAAUGCACGCGAACGAGAUCGCACACAGUACACAACUCCAAACGUCGAUUCCUACAACCGUGCAUACGGAGAAUGCGAAAAUGUUCAUCGUUUUUCCAUAGCCGGUGAGGGGAGGGAGCGAUCAAAGCUUGGUAGCAUCCUUCGAUUGUCGUCGCCGGUGACGCUCAAGACCAAGAGAAAAUCUGGUUUUGACGUCGAAGCCCUUAAAUAUACAAACAACGACCUCUCGACACCAGAGCCAGCGCGCUUCCCACGGGUGAUUGGUCGGGAGAUGUUAUCCAGGAAGCCGUCCAAGGGUACCAUCAAUCUCUCCAUCCAUAUCAAAGAAGAGGUCAUUCCGAUAACGGUCAUCCUCGGGAGCUCAAGCGGAGUCGAUUAUCGUUCGGCCCAGCUUCUCCCACCAGAUUCGCCUAUCCUCCCGAUUCCCCGACUCACAAUUAUUACAUGGAAAGUUCCAAAGGGACCCGAACCAGGACACGGCCAAUGUCUGAUCAAGCUCUCAGACAACUGGAAGUUCACCGAUCACCUACUCUAUCCCGCGUCUCCGUUUCCAACCCAUUACGGUUCCCACGACGACCUCGAACCACUCCCUCUCGGAAGAACGAUAACACAUCGUUCCUGCCUAUGA